Ixodes scapularis (black-legged tick) is the source of this 2670-nucleotide messenger RNA. RefSeq names its product delta-1-pyrroline-5-carboxylate synthase (gene P5CS). Lineage: Eukaryota; Metazoa; Arthropoda; Arachnida; Ixodida; Ixodidae. The record is from RefSeq and is a predicted model, not a curated record. The transcript is spliced from 6 exons. The coding region runs from base 332 to 2608 and encodes 758 amino acids. Gene Ontology annotation, cellular component: cytoplasm; mitochondrion. Gene Ontology annotation, molecular function: glutamate-5-semialdehyde dehydrogenase (NADP+) activity; ATP binding; glutamate 5-kinase activity.
CAUGGGCUCGGAGAGCCCGAAGUCGCCGAUUGCCGAUUAACCAGUCGACCAUGCAACCUGUAUAUUCACCGUUCAUAUAAGUUCUACUGUAGUAACCCCACUCCAGGUCUCUUCCCUCGGGGCUAUGCAUUCAGCGAGCCACAGCCUCGACUCACGCUUCCGCACAUGAGAUUCCUUCUCUCCCACCCCCUCCUCAAACGGAAACCAAAUAUUUUCUGCAACACCCAGCGGACGUCUAUCUGGAGAACAGCGGAGUAAACUACCGUCGGUCCGUGCUCCGUGCGUUUUUGAACGGCAUCAAGAAAGGUACACACGGCAAACGUGGGACACGAUGUGGCUCCGAGCGGGCGCCCGCGGUCUGGCGUACGGCGCCAGGGGCCUGGACCGGGUCCUCGAGCAGCAGCUGGGCAAGUCCAGCCGGCGUCCAUCGGCGUACCGCAGCGAGCUGUCCCAGGCACGGCGCGUGGUCGUCAAGCUGGGCACGGCGGUGCUGACGCGGGAGGACGAAUGCGGCCUGGCACUGGGCCGCCUGGCCUCCAUCGUGGAGCAGCUGUCCCAGCUGCAGAACGAGGGCAAGGAGAUGCUGAUUGUGACCAGUGGCGCGGUGGCGUUUGGCAAGCAGCGGCUCAACAAGGAGAUGCGUAUGUCCAUGUCCAUGCGCGAAACAUUGGCGCUGAAAGAGAGCUCGCGGCCUGCCGCCGAGGACGCCCGGAACCCGCACAAGAGGGCUUCGGCUGCAGUGGGACAGAGCGGCUUGAUGGCGCUCUACGACGCCAUGUUCAACCAGUACGGCGUCAAUAUCGCCCAGGUGCUUGUCACCAGGCCGGAUUUUUACAAUCCGGACAGCCGGCACUGGCUUCGACAGACGCUGCUGGAGCUGAUCAGCCUCAACAUCAUUCCGAUCAUCAAUACCAACGACGCCGUUUCGUCACCCUUCCUGGAUGACCAAAAACUGAGCUCAGAGGUGGGAAUCAUGGACAACGACAGCCUCGCAGCUCACCUGGCUGUCGAAGCGGACGCGGACCUUUUGCUCAUGAUGUCCAACGUAGAUGGCAUCUACACUCGUCCCCCUGGUCAGGACGGCGCCAAGCUGCUUCACACGUACAAUCCGUCCUUCAACGGCAGCAUACAGUUCGGUUCCAAGUCUAAAGUGGGCCUGGGAGGCAUGGAGUCUAAGAUCAAGGCCGCCUGCUGGGCCCUCGAACGAGGCGUCUCUGUGGUCAUCGGGAGCGGCUUUGAAGACAUGGCCAUCACGCGCAUCGUUCAGGGCAAACGCGUGGGCACAUUCUUCACAAACCAUCACAGCAAGAUGCUAUCUCUGGAAUCAAUGGCGGCCAAUGCGCGUCAGGGCAGCCGCCUGCUCGAGGCGUUAUCCGCGUCUGACCGCGCAGCAAUUAUAACAUGCUUGGCUGACCUGCUGGAAUCGCGGACGAAAGUCAUAAUGGAAGCCAACCUGCGUGACCUGCAAGCGGCCCGCGAAGAAAACCUGAGUGACGCCUUGCUGGCACGUCUGGAGCUGUCACCAGCCAAGCUGUCAGCACUGGCCGACGGCCUCCGCACCAUCGCGCGGACGUCGCACGAUGUGCUUGGUCGCGUCGUACGACGUACGCGUAUAGCCGAAGGUAUGGAUCUGACCCAAGUAACGGUUCCCAUCGGCGUGCUUCUGGUCAUCUUCGAGUCUCGUCCCGACUGCUUACCUCAGGUAGCGGCGCUCGCCAUGGCUACAGGCAAUGGGUUGCUGCUGAAAGGAGGUCGCGAAGCGUCGCACAGCAACCGCUGUCUCUUUCAACUAGCACAGGAGGCUCUCGCACCAUAUGGGGCCUCUGACGCCAUCACUUUAGUGAGCACGCGCGAGGAUGUCGAAGAGUUGCUCCAGCUUGAGGGAAAUAUUGACCUCGUCAUUCCCCGAGGCUCUGCCGAGCUGGUGCGCACCAUCCAAGAGAAAAGCCGCGGCAUCCCUGUGCUGGGUCACAGCGACGGCGUAUGCCAUGUGUACGUGGACCGUGACGCAGACCCGGAGAAGGCGAAACGCAUCGUGGUCGACUCCAAGUGCGACUACCCCGCCGCUUGCAACGCCAUGGAGACGCUUUUGAUACACCGGGACCUCGUGGACAGCGGCCUGCUUACGGAGCUCUGCACCAUGCUCAAAGCCCAGGGCGUCCGCCUUCACUCGGGUUCUCGACUUGCGCAGCUGCUCACGUUCGGGCCACCCGCGGCUCGCUCGAUGAGGAUCGAGUACAGCGAUCUGGAGUGCGCCGUCGAGGUGGUCAGCUCCGUACAGGAGGCACUGGAUCACGUCAACACCUACGGAAGUGCUCACACCGAUGCCAUUGUCACUGAAAACCACGAAACAGCUGAGAGGUUCCUCCAAGGCGCCGACAGUGCAUGUGUGUUCCACAACUGCAGCACGCGCUUUGCGGACGGGUACCGCUUUGGACUCGGCGCCGAGGUCGGCAUCAGUACCGGUCGCAUCCACGCCCGUGGUCCAGUGGGCCUGGAUGGCCUCCUGACCACCAAGUGGAUGCUCAGGGCUAACGGCAAUGUGGUGCAAGACUUUAACAAAAAUGGCUCUAUGACGUACCUCCACGAGCACAUCCCAGUCUCAUGACCACCUUCAAUAUUCGCUGUAAAUAGCCAAUGCUUAUGACAAUAAAUUGCUGGACGAGAAAA